This is a messenger RNA of Mesocricetus auratus (golden hamster), 1169 nucleotides long. RefSeq names its product mitochondrial ribosomal protein L9 (gene Mrpl9). Gene Ontology annotation, molecular function: structural constituent of ribosome. The record is from RefSeq and is a predicted model, not a curated record. Gene Ontology annotation, biological process: translation. Gene Ontology annotation, cellular component: mitochondrion; ribosome. The transcript has 7 exons. NCBI's taxonomy places the organism in Eukaryota, Metazoa, Chordata, Mammalia, Rodentia, Cricetidae. Bases 1 to 798 code for a protein of 265 amino acids.
AUGGCCGCCUCCGUGGCUGCCCAGGGUAGGAGCCUGCUGUGUGCUGGCACUGCUUGGCUGCGGCAAGGAGGCAUCCGAGAGCUACUGCGGCCGCGAAUUGAAGGGGGCACCCCGGGGCGUGACUUCAGUCUCUCUCAUUGUCGGAGCACGGUCAUCGUGGAGCGCUGGUGGAAAGUGCCGCUCGCCGGGGCGGGCCGGAAGCCGCGCCUGCACCGGCGACACCGCGUUUACAAACUGGUGGAGGACACGAAACACCGGCCCAAAGCCCCCCUGGAGCUCAUCCUCACGCAGUCUGUGGACGAGAUUGGAGUGCGGGGCGAUCUGGUCUCGGUGAAGAAGUCUGUGGGUCGCAAUAAACUCCUUGCUCAGGGGCUGGCUGUGUAUGCCUCCCCUGAAAACAAGAAGCUGUUUGAAGAGGAGAGAUUGCUGAGACAAGAAGGAAAACUGGAGAAGAUCCAGACAAAGGCAGGAGAGGCGACAGUGAAAUUUCUGAGAAGCUGUCAUCUAGAGGUGGGAAUGAAGAACAACGUCAAAUGGGAGCUAAACCCUGAAAUAGUUGCCCGUCACUUCUUCAAGAAUCUUGGUGUUGUGGUUGCCCCACAUGCUCUGAAGUUACCAGAGGACCCUAUCACGCGGUGGGGCGAGUACUGGUGUGAUGUGACUGUAAAUGGACUCGACACUGUAAGGGUUCCUAUGUCCGUAGUGCUCUUUCAGAAGCCAAAGACCAAAAGAUACAAGCACUGGUUAGCUCAACAAGCUUCCAAGAGCAUGGCUCCCGCAAGCUCCCAGGAUGUCUGAAUGUCCUCUGCCUCCAAGACAAGCAGUCAGAAGAGUGUUGGAGCGAAGCAGGCCAGCACUUCAGGGUGUCCCAGCCCCGAGCAAGCAUGGAUCAUAGAGAACAUGGACUCAGCAGUAGACUGAACUGCACAUACAUGUAAGGCUGGCUGUGUUUGUCAUCUCUGUCGUCAGUGUCGUCACAGCCAGCUGUAUCAGAGGGGUCUGCAGGCAGUAGAUUUCAUAAGCCGAGUGUCCGUGAACUGAAAGUCUCCUUAGCCCUUCCUUCCAUUGUGGAGGGCAUGGGAACGAGUGAAGGGCCCAGCCGUGUUCUAACAAUCUGUAUUCUCGUCCAGACCGUGUUUCGUGCAGAAAUAAAGAGCUGUUUAACUGCA